Filobasidium floriforme is the source of this 634-nucleotide messenger RNA. RefSeq lists its product as uncharacterized. The record is from RefSeq and is a predicted model, not a curated record. The transcript is spliced from 2 exons. NCBI's taxonomy places the organism in Eukaryota, Fungi, Basidiomycota, Tremellomycetes, Filobasidiales, Filobasidiaceae. Bases 31 to 483 code for a protein of 150 amino acids.
AUCAUCACAACACAGGCAGGAGAACUUCGAAUGGAUAAUGGCAAAAAGGGCAGAGCCUUAUGGACAAAGACUCAAGAGACGGACAAGCUCACAAACGACCUGGAAAAAGUUCAAGCAGAAAAGCAGACCUCGGCCGAAGCCCUGCGCAAGAAGACUGAAUGGAUGGAAAAGCUCACAAACGACCUGGAAACAACUUCAAGCAGAAAAGGACACCUUGAUCGAAGCCAUCUGCAAUCCUGUAGCACCACCUUCUCAGCAAUUAGUGAACUUGAACAGCUCUGGACAGAAGUAGGCCUGAUGCGGGAAAAUAUGCCCCUGUCUGUCUUGGACGAUUGCUUCACCCCGCUGUGUAUGCGAUAUCAUAGCGUCUUUUUUGUUUGUCGACCUGCGACCUGGGUUAGGGGUUCCCGUGGUCGAACCGAGAGGUUCUCGUCAUACCCUAGGGAUGAGCCAACGAGCAGAUUCGCCAUCCUCAGUCGCUGACGGCGGUUCAAGUGGCUAUGCUCAAGGCUAGAUCAGUAGCUAGGAGUCGUUUGUAGCGGUAGGAAGACGGUGGAAGACGACACUGCUGCUGCUGUAUAUGAAGGAAUAUGCUUGAUAGGAUUCGCCCGCAUCCGAGUCAAACCUCUUUCGC